CACCUGUGGAGGCUGAGUAUAAUCAGGUAAUUGCUGCUGCAGGUCCGGUUUCUGCUCUGCGGCGAAGCGGCUGAUGUGACACCGUUUCAGGCUGUAUUACAGAAGUAUAACCGCGAACAAGACGCCUGGAAGUAAAUUAUAACAACUUACGGCGGACAUACUGCGGACAGCUGCCUUGUUAUUGAGUCACUUCAUCAUUAUCUGCCAAGCUCAGCUGUCAUGAAUCCCGCAACCAGCAGACACGAUACAGACACGCCAGAGCGCCACACCCCCCAGGCUUCGUCUUCUUCAUCAGAAAUGGGAGGAAGUGGACAAACGGGAGGUUUGUAUCUAAAUGCCUAUGAGGUCUCGUUUCCCCUCGAAGAGAGUGUGGAGCGCCCAGCUGCCUACCACCUGAACCAGGGUCAGCAGAUGAUUGAAGAGCCAGUGGUACAGGAGUCCCUUCACUCCCAGUACAGCCCUUUCAUCCUGAUUUCUAACCUGCGGGCUCACCUCUACGUCUCGCUGGAGAAGAACGCCUGGCUGCAGAAACGCAUUGAGGAGCUGGAAGAGGAGCGAAACUUCCUGCGCUGUCAGCUGGACCGCUUCAUCGUCAGCAUGAGGAGUCCAGAUGUGGCAGACUGGUCUGGAGAAGCCCAGCGUGCUGUGAAAGUCCAGCCUGCCAGCUCUCCAUCUCCUCCUUCCCCGAUGACCACCAGGUCGGGGAUGACCCUCAAACGCCUCCAGGGCCCCGGAGCUCGGAUCCGCCGCAACAUCGCUGUCCCUGUCAAACAGGAGUUUCAUCUUGAAGAAGACAAAUAUUACACAGAGGAAGAGUUUGUUGAGGAAGAGGGGGAAGAAGAGGUGGAGGAUGAUGCAGACUCGACUGUGGAGAGCGGGUCAAAGAAGAAGAGCCGAGGGCGUGGCACCGGAGAGCCGAAGAUGAAGAUGAGGAGGAUCUUCAGGAUCACGCAUGGGAGGGAGAGGCAAAGAGUUAAAGACCCAGAUGGUGUUCUGAUUCGUUACAAGAAGAUCCUGUCCACAUACCAGCGGGUGAGGAGCAUGUCCAGAGCCUUCCAGAUCCACGGAGUCGACCGAAACACGAUGGCCUCCACCUCCCCGAUCGCAGAGCUCCUGCUUGUGGCCCCAGAAAAGGUGUUAAUGUCACUUUUAUGACUAGAGCAGCAGGCAGAUCUAAAUAUUUUCUAUUAAUCAAAAAUUCUCUGGGUUCCCUGAAGGCUUUUCCUUGGAUUUUGGUUGCUUUACAUUUUCAGUAUUUGAAUGGACUUUCUUUUCGGUUUUAAAACUUUUAACAUUGUUUAAAUAAGUGAUGAAGAAAAUAACCUAUAACAUCAACAAAUUCACAUGAAAUAUAAUGUUUUUAUGGGUUUGUAUUUCAGCUCAUCAGAAACUGUAAGAAGUUAUUAUGUUUAUGCAAGAUAAAAACAUUCAAGCCAGAUGGGCUCUCUGCCUUCAACAGGUCAUUGAUUUAGGACAUAGAUUGACCUUGUUUGAUAAUUUUCCUGCUGUAUUUCUACAACUGGUCUA
Messenger RNA from Xiphophorus couchianus (Monterrey platyfish), 1527 nucleotides. Its product is annotated as coiled-coil domain-containing protein 106-like. Gene Ontology annotation, cellular component: nucleoplasm. NCBI's taxonomy places the organism in Eukaryota, Metazoa, Chordata, Actinopteri, Cyprinodontiformes, Poeciliidae. The transcript is spliced from 6 exons. The coding region runs from base 220 to 1155 and encodes 311 amino acids. The record is from RefSeq and is a predicted model, not a curated record.